AUGGCUUUCACCGGCCUUGACGACGGGGGCUUCGUGGCGACCACGGGGGCCAUGGAUGAGCUCCACCUCGGCAACGGGGACAGCGGGCUGCCCAUGUUCGUGGUGGAACAGGUCCAGCUCCAGUUCUCCGUCGCUGCUGACUUUAUCGCGGCGCAGGUGGCGAACAACGUGCUCGUCAUUGCGCUGUCUAAUGGCCGGAUAUUGAGGAUCGACCUCAACAGACCCGAGGACAUCGAUGAUAUCGAUCUGCCUCGAAAAGCUUCCGAAAUUGGCUCCAUCCGUCGCAUGUUCCUCGAUCCCACAGCGUCCCACCUGCUCGUCUGCACCUCGUCGGGUGAAAACUACUACCUCCACUCGCAAUCGCACCAGCCUCGGCCUUUGGGAAGGCUCAAGGGCGUCUUGAUUGAGAGCGUGGCCUGGAAUCCGGCGCUGCCCACGGCGUCGACUCGCGAGAUCCUCCUCGGCGCCUCGGACGGCAACAUCUACGAGACCUUUAUCGAGACGUCGCACGAAAUAUACAAGAGAGAUGUGAAGCACUUCAAGAACCUCCUCAAGCUCCCCGACGAGCCCAUCACGGGCCUCUGGGCCGAUAAUCUAGGGGGCGGUCCGACGAGCCCGUGGUCCACGAGCUCGAGGACGGCGGCGGCGGCGGCCUCGGCGCUGGUGGUCUCGCCUGAUCUGCCCGAGGAGGAAGGCUUUAGGGAAGAUACCCGCGAGCGGGCGUUUGCCUGGCUUUCUUCGCACGGCGUUUACCAUGGGAAACUUCUCACCACGCCGACGGACGAGACGCUUGGGACCAAGGUGUUUGCGGAUUCCAAGAUGCUCUCCCGAAGUCAGUUUACGGCUUCCGAGGUGUCGGGGAAGAGGAAGGCCUCGGCCGAGCUCGUGGAGGCCAUUGCCCUGACGCAGUGGCACAUCGUCGCCCUGCUCGUGCUCAACGACGGCCAAAAGGCGGUUGGGUUUUCCGUGGAUCUGCAAAAGAAUACAUUUUGGCUGUUUGCCUCGGAUGAGAUUUUCGAGAUUGUGGUUCGGGAUGAGGACCGCUCGAUCUGGCACGUUAUGCUAGGGAUGAAGCAGUUCGACACGGCGAUGCAGUACGCGCGCACGCAGACGCAGAGGGAGACGGUGGCCUCGGCCUACGCGGACCACCUUGCCGAGAAGGGGCUCUAUAACGAGGCCGCGGCCAUGUACGGACGCAGCAACAAGCCGUUUGAGCACGUCGCGCUCUCCCUCAUCGAUAGCGACCAGCCCGACGCGCUCAGGAAGUACCUGUUGACGAAGCUAGCGCUGUCCAAGCGGACGGCGGUGAUGCAGAGGAUGAUGAUUGCGAGCUGGCUCGUGGAGGUGUUCAUGGCCAAGCUCAACUCUCUGGACGACACCAUCAUGACGCAGGCGGAGCUCGCGGAAGAUCUCAACCCGGCCCAGUCCCGGGAGCUGCUAAAGGCGGUACGCAACGAGUACCAAGAGUUUGUCAAUCGAUACAAGGACGACCUAGACCGCAAGACGGUGUACGACAUCGCGGGCAGCCACGGCAGGGAGGCGGAGCUGCUCUACUUUGCCAACGCCAUUAACGACUACAACUACGUGCUGUCAUACUGGGUGCAGCGGGAGAGGUGGGCGGAGGCGCUCAACGUGCUCAAGAAGCAAAAGGACCCCACCAUAUUCUACCGGUACAGCACCGUGUUGAUGCUCCACACGGCUACGGAGUUGGUGGAGAUACUGAUGCGGCACGCGGAUCUGCGGCCGCGGAACCUCAUCCCCGCGCUGCUGGGCUACAACCGGCAGUUCUCGGGCUCGCUCGCGCAGAACCAGGCGGUGCGCUACCUCCAGUACGUGGUGAUCCAGCUCAAAUCCAAGGACUCGGCGGUGCACAACACGCUAGUAUCCAUUUACGCGUCGCACAAGUCCAAGGACGACUUCGACCCCGACUUUGCGCUGCGGCUGUGCAUCGAGCACCACCGGACGUUGUCGUGCGUGCACAUCUACACGAGCAUGGGCCAGUACCUGCAGGCGGUGGACCUCGCGCUCUCGCACAACGAGGUGGAGCUCGCGGCCAUCAUCGCGGACCGGCCGCAGUCGAACCCGGGCUUGCGCAAGCGGCUCUGGCUAGCGGUGGCGCGCAAGGUGGUGACGCAGUCGGACAGCAUCAAGUCGGCCAUUGACUUCUUGAAGCGGUGCGACCUCUUGCGCAUCGAGGACCUGAUUCCCUUUUUCCCCGACUUUGUCGUCAUCGACGACUUCAAGGAGGAGAUUUGCGCGGCGCUCGAGGACUACGGGCGCAGCAUCGACGGGCUCCGGCGCGAGAUGGACGAGUCGUCGCAGACGGCGGCGCACAUCAAGCUCGACAUCGCGGCGCUGGACCACCGCUACGCCGUGGUGGAACCCGGGAGCGCUGCUACGAUGCUGGAGCAGCAGGGGCAGGCCAAGGGCCGGCGGAUCCGCGAGCUGCAGGUCAAGAUUAGCAAGGGGCUGGUGAGCGGGGAGAAGAGGGAUACGAUGAUUGCGGAGUUGGAUGCGCUGGUGGCGUCUGCGUGCAUUCUUUGCAGCGACCACGCGAUUAAGAGGAUAGACGAGCCGUUUAUCGGCAAGGACGAUGAUUUGACGGAAUGGGCCUUGUAA
Messenger RNA from Parascedosporium putredinis, 2619 nucleotides. NCBI's taxonomy places the organism in Eukaryota, Fungi, Ascomycota, Sordariomycetes, Microascales, Microascaceae. The record is from the annotation of a GenBank genome assembly.